AUGGACUCGCCGUCGGGCGAGACGGCCGACGAUGAGCUGCUCGGCGCCGUCAACCUCAUGAUCCUGGGCGAGGGCGCCGUCGGCAAGUCGUGCAUGCUGCAGACGUACUGCGGCGACGCCGCCGACGCCGUCAAGAGCGCCACCAUCGGCGUCGACGUCUGCACACGCGUAGCGUGUGUGCGCGGCCUGCCGGCCAAGCUGCAGUUCUACGACACGGCCGGGUCGGAGCGCUUCCGCGCGCUCAUCCGGCAGCAGUACGGCCGCGCGCACGGCGUGCUGCUCGUGUUCGACUUCACGCAGCGCGAGACGUUCCUGCGGCUGGACGGCUGGCUGAAGGAGGUGCGCGCGGCGGCGCGCCAGCAGCCGAUCAUCAUGCUGGCCGGUAACAAGGCCGAGUUGGCCGAGCGGCGCGCCGUGUCUGUGCCGGAGGCGGACGCGUUUGCGCGCCAGCACGGGCUGGCGUUCCGCACGCUCAGCGCGUUCAACGCCGUGCAGGUGGGCUCGGUGCUGGACGACCUGGCGCACCGCGUGCUGCUCACGCCGCGGCUCUACCGGCCGGCCGUCGAGGCCACCGAGACGUACGUGCUGCUGCUCAAGCUGCAGACGCACGCGCACAUGCGCGCCGCUGACGCCGAGCGCCGCCUGGCGGCCGUCGAGGACCGGCUGGCGAAGCUGGAGAAGACGGCGCCCGACGGCAGCGGGGACUGACGUCCGCUCGGCGGCCGGCUCCGGACUCCGGUCACCGAGCGGCUGGGGAGAGGCGUCGGUACCGGCUGACGCCCCCCGCCGCCGGCUGAGUUCCCCGUGUUGUGGCGCAGGUCCCGGCACGGCGACGGAAGCGUCGUGCUGCGACAGACGGCGCGUCAGCUGAGCACAGCGCGUGUCGCAUCAGCUGAUGUCGACGCAUACCGGACCAAGCGAGACGUUUAUACUCUUACUGGCGCCGGCCAGUGCGCCAGCGCGCGGACUCGGCCUGGGAUGGCGGGCGCGUGAGGAGGCGUCCACUCAGGCGCGCCCGGAGACGGACAGCUCGGCCAUUGUCGGGCCGGGCCGGCGGUGCCGCCCGUGUUGUGCAGCUGGCUGUGCCGUGCGCCGGCGGCGCCGCCCGCCGCUCGCCGCCCGCCGCCCGCCGCUAUGCCGGAUGAAUCGCGGUCGUCACGCCACCACCGGCGUUGUUUCGUGACGAGGCCGUCGGCACCCGGCCUGGCGCCGGAGUGCCGGCGGAACGUGCGCCGAGACCCCUAUAAUCGAUGCCCACUUAUCUGAAAUCGUUGCCGCGGUGUGGCGGCGGCCGCUCUGCCCAUGGGGGCCAGGGCGGUUUGGAUGCUUGCCAAAUGACUGUUCGCUAAGCGGAAAUAUAAGAAUGUAUCGCG
Messenger RNA from Pollicipes pollicipes, 1373 nucleotides. Its product is annotated as ras-related protein RABB1b-like. The transcript has a single exon. The record is from RefSeq and is a predicted model, not a curated record. Lineage: Eukaryota; Metazoa; Arthropoda; Thecostraca; Pollicipedomorpha; Pollicipedidae. The coding region runs from base 1 to 708 and encodes 235 amino acids. Gene Ontology annotation, molecular function: GTPase activity; GTP binding.